Caenorhabditis angaria is the source of this 680-nucleotide messenger RNA. The record is from the annotation of a GenBank genome assembly. NCBI's taxonomy places the organism in Eukaryota, Metazoa, Nematoda, Chromadorea, Rhabditida, Rhabditidae.
AUGGAAUUGUGUUUCUUGAAAAAAUAUACUGCUGUAAUUUCGUUUGGAAAACAAAACAUCACUUCAUCUAUUUUAACAAUUUUGUCUGUCAUUUUUAAUCAAUCUUGUAUAAUUCUUUUGAUUUUUGCACUACCAACAAAAGAAGAAGAAUUGAAAUUGAUACCAGAAGAAUAUAAAUAUUAUUUUGAUCAUCUUGAAGAUUAUCUAAUAUGUGAAUUUAAUAUCAUGAUUAUCACUUUCUUGGCUUCUGUUCCAACUGGUUCUGCUUUCAUAACUGGUGUUAUUAUUUUCACAACUUAUAAAAUGUUGAAAGUUUUAUCACAUUCAAGUUCAACUAAUUCAAAUGCAACUAUUAAACGACACAGAGAUGUAUUGAGAAGUUUAAUUGCUCAAUCAUUAACUGUUGUUAUUUUUGUGGUUUCAGUUAUUAUCGUUGUUUUCACCAUAGCUCUAGAAUUGCCAGCUGCUAAUGGUAGAAUUUUUGGAAUUUCAGAAAAAAAAUGAAAUUGUUUUUUUCAGAAAUCACAUCGAUUCAAACAGCAAUUUUUAGUAAUCAUUCGAUUGUGAACUGUAUUGUUAUGAUUUUUUCAUAUCCGCCUUUUCGAAACGAAGCGUUGUUUUGGAAAAAUAGAAAGGAUAAAAAGUCCUCCUCUGUUUCAAAAGUUGUUGUUAUUAAUUGA